Messenger RNA from Moneuplotes crassus, 6673 nucleotides. NCBI's taxonomy places the organism in Eukaryota, Ciliophora, Spirotrichea, Euplotida, Euplotidae. The record is from the annotation of a GenBank genome assembly.
AUGAACAAAGGUGAUGUGGAUCCGCCUCCAGCGCCCAUCAAGACCCGCCAGUACUUUGGCAGCCGCAAGAAGCAGUCCCAAAAACCUCAAUUUGGACCGAAGAUUAUCCCAGAGGAGCCUAAAAAUGAAGAAGAUUCCUCCUCCAAUACGGUUGAGCAGAAGAACUACAGUCAAGAAUUUCUGGGACAAUAUAGUCGAACAACCUUCUUACCCAGUUGAAGGUACCUCUCAGUUAAGUUUCAUCCAGUAUUGAAGGACCACAUAAUCGUCCUCAGCGAGAUCAAUAAAGACUACUUCGAGACAAAUUUCCAAAAAGGCUUCGAAGUUGACACCCUAGUUGAUAAACCAGUCAAUAGAAACUUUACAGCAAGAAUGAAGAGCAAGUACAUUAAAUAUGCCAAAAACGUGAUUUCCAGAGGAGAUGUGAUCAAUAAGGCAAAAACCCAGUUCAUGAACUUCAGUAAAUCCUCCCUCAUAAGUGAGCAAUCCAGUGACUUCUUCGAACAUGACUCUUUUUAUGAAGGCGGAGAAGAUGACCCUCAGUUUCAAGGGAGAAAAGAAGAGACUAAAGCCCCAGCUUCCAAAGAAGUUCGAGAGUUUAGAGGUAUUAAGCAGGAAAUGAAAAGAGUCAGAGGGAAAUACCUCAAAAACGAAGCCCUUAAACGUAAAGAUGACAUCUUCCAAGAUCUUGAUGAAUCAUUAAGCACUGAAGAUGUCUACAGAGCGAUGGAUCUGAUCAUCCAAGAUAGUUCUGAGUUCCUCAGAACUACCAACAACACUAUUCAGCUGAAAAAAUCGAGGAUAAAAGGAUACGCAGAUAGUGAAUUUUCAGAGGAGGAUUCCUUUAACACAAGCAUGUAUGAUGAAGAGUCCCAGGAGGACUACUCUUCCUCAAUAAACACCACUGCAUUUGAAGAAUUAGAGGAAUAUCAGGGUAUAAAAUAUCUCCCUCCGCCAUUCAGGCACAAAUAUGAACUGUCUCUCUGGAAAGCAGAUGUGUUAGGUAUCUCCAAAGUAAUGUCUAAGUACUUCACUCCAUCGGAGAAGGACAUCUCUAGUGAUACCUCAAAGACUGAAAAAACCGAGGAAACUAAGAAGAAGAGAAGUGAUAACCAAGAAAUUAUGUUCAGCAUGGAUGUGUCCAUUGAUAAGAAAACGAUAGUCAUCAGUGAAAGAGAGCUAAUUUCUGAAGAUAUUUCAGUCAUGAUCUUUGAUAUUUACUCCUUAGAGAUGAUAUCGGAGCAAACAGUCAAUAUUGUGAACAAGAUUAAUAAGAAGUAUAAUAGAGAAUAUGAUAAAGACGAAGACCUCAACACGCCUGAGGAGGGAGAAUAUUGCCCUACCUCAGAAGGAUUUCCGAAAAUUACCAGCUUUGGCAACGGAGAAUAUCUCCUUGUUGGUGUUGGAAACAAGCCCAAAUCCAAGAAAAUCUCUGAGUUUAGGAUAUAUGACACUGAACAAGAGCAUAUCCAUUCUACGUUCAGUAGGGUGAGCCAUCAUAGCCUGGUUGGAAUUAUGCAUAGUAUUUAUUCCCACCCAGAUGAUCUAGGCAUAUUCUAUCUUCUUACCAAAAUCGAAGCUGGCUUCGUUGCCUAUAAGCUUGACAUGCUACACAACGAAUGCGAAUUCUUAUGCAGAUAUGAGGGAGAAGGGAUCCAGAGGAUCCUUAUCUCUGAGGACUGUAAGGAAGUAUUCCUGAUUCAAACCACAACAGGAGAAAAUGCAAGGCACCAUCUCUACUCUGCUCCAUUAGGAAAAACUGCUUACUUUGAUGCUGACAGUGAAGUAGAGAGCUCACCUAGAGUUGAAGUGGUUUAUUCUUUCAAAACUGUUAGCUCUAGUCUGAUCAUUGUCUAUGAGGAGUACAGCCAGACCAAAGUGGGCAUACUCAACGAUGGAGUGUUUAGAGCUUAUGACGAUAAAUUCCAGAAUGCCCAAAAUGCUCAUGAUUACUCCCUUCUUAAUUCUGGAAAUGUAUUAAUGAUGAAAUCUCCUGAAGAUUAUUCCUUCGAGUGUCUCAUACUUAAGAAGAGCAGUAAAUAAUGUUGAGAACUCCACAUACCAAGUGAAAGAGUUUACUGGACUAAAGUAUAAGUACCCAUAUCUGUGAUUUAUCAAGGGAGGAACUGAAGUAUUCAGGUUUAAUUUCUUCAGAAAGAGGUUUACUUAUCUCAGGCUCAAUUCCCCGCUAGUCACUUAUACAAAUGAUUCAUACGAGACUUCAACUUAUUCAGGAUUGAUGGAUAGAGGAGAGUAUUAUACUAAAAUCCAACUUGACCUUUUGGGAAUUAUGGAUGAUAUGGAGCUGAGAAAACAAGAAAACGCACCUGAAACUUUCCAAAUAACCUCUAAUAAAUGAAAUAUAUUGAAGCAGUAUCUUCCCAGAUCUAAGUUACUUGGGUGCUUCCCUGAUGACUAUGCCUAUUUCAGCAGCCUCAAGCCUGAAAAAGCCUUCUAUAUUCAUACUUCAAGUCAUAUAAUCGCUUAUAGUAUGGAGAAAUCAGGGAGAUGCUCGAUUCUAAAGGCAAGUUAUGGGGAGCGAGAAGUUGCAUACUAUCAAGGGUUUUUAUUCGCCAAAAAGGAGUCAAACAAGAUAUUCUAUUCCCCUGCUCCAUGUAAUUUCAACAAGAGGUCUAACUACACGACCGUGUAUCAAACCUCCACAGGGAUUAUACAAGACUUUUAUAAUGCGAAGGAGGAUAAUUCCUUCUAUUUAAUCGAUGAAAUUGGAUCUGUCAAAAUAGUCACCCUAGAGAUCCCUGUUGAUGAGGAAGGAGAUGCUCCAAAGCUAAAAGUUCAGCAUAACUAUUACAUCAACAAAGACUUCGCAGGCGGAGACAUCUUUACAAUUGCUGACGGAAUGCUCUACAGUGGAUUCAAAAGCUAUAUUCUUCAGAAGAGAAGCACUGCUAAUGAAGAGUUUCAGUCUGAGUUUAGGAUAAAGACUCUAGAUGGGCUUGAACAGACUGAAGCUCCGGUAAUCAGUGACAACACUAUUGUCUUUAUUGGAGUUAUCACCUCCAAUAAAUCUAGUAGGAAUCAGAAUACGACUAGGCAACCUAUCCGAGUGGCCCUUAUUAUGCCUUUAUUCAACUCUUCAAAGUUCAGGUUUGUCAGCAAGAAGCGAGAGAAGUACCUUAAAAAUGAGUUCUUUUACAAGAUAAAAAACACGAAGGAAGAAACCAUUGUCUACCAGUUCCAGUCAACUCAGUUGGGCUGUAUUGAGUUUGAUUUCUAUGACUUCAAUGGGAGAUACAUCGAUUCUAUCAAAUUGAAAAUUCCUGGUGUCACAGAUUAUGAUAACUUUAAGCUAAAGCUCAGUCCUGAUGGCACAAAGAUCUUCAUCAAAGAGAAGCAAAGCGACGGGAAUAUCUAUGACGGAAAAGUCUACGAGAUCGUCACGCUCAUUAAAAAGUCUCUUAUUGAGAAACUCAUGAAUUUCUAUAAGAAAGGCAAGCGAUACGAGUUCGGCACAGAAAACGAAAAGGUCUACUUUGACCUCAAGCUGGUCAGAGUUGUCAAAGAUAUUGAUUCUAUCUUUGGAUUUAACUGUGAUCCUGAUCUGACUAAUGAUGGGAUUCUUACUUAUGCCAAUGGAGAGGACAACUUGUACUAUGACACCCUCGAAAUCACCGAAUAUGUGAAGGAUAAGCUAUCUAAGAACGAUCAGACUAAGAAGUAUGAAGCUAUAGACUCAUACACCUGGAUAGCUACCAAUCGGAGCUAUAUCGCUUAUAAGUCAGAUAAAAUUUUUUGAAUUUUCUUCGAUAUUGAAAAGAUAGAGACUGAAGAGAACCAUAGUUUUACAAUUUACCCAUACAAGCCAUUCCAGUUGAAUAUCUAUUUAAACUUCCAUGAUUUGUACAUAUCAAAGGUGACUUGUGGGCCUAAUCCUGACAAAAUCGUGAUUUGCUGCUCUUCUCCCCUACAGGAGAACAUAUUCCUGCUUUGGGACUGCUACGAGAAUCAUGAGAUCCAGAACUACUCAAAUAAAGGCAAAUACAUUUCUUUACACGGUCGUGGAUCAGAUACUUGCUAUGUUCUGAGUGAUGAUAAGUUCUUAGACAUGGACCAAAUUUUGGCUAAUUAUUUCUUUGAUAUUAACUUCUUGGACUACUACGAUGACAAUGUCCCCAAAAAUGGCUACAAGGUCAGUGAAAAGGAAGAAGUGAUGCUUUGCAGAGGCCAGAUCCUCUUAAAAGUAUCAUUCAUAGAGUCUCAGACUCUAGAAAAAAUUGUGAAAAAGAAAGAAAUCCUUGAUGAUGAGAACAUCACACUGAGCAAGAUCAAAUUCCAGAUCAACGGAGCUACCAUUCUCCAUAUAUUUGCACUAGACGAGAAGCAUCUGGCUCUGAUCCUGAAUUUCUUACAGGAGAAUUAUAAGGAGUAUCUUAGUAUUAUCCUGAUCAGGAACAAGAAGAACUUAUCAGCAUUAGAUAUUUGUAUCGAUAAUGAAAGUCCGAGGUGAACAGAGUUAUUCUUGCGGGCUUUGUCCCACCUAGAAGGAUCUUACAGUUCACUGAUAUACACUAGGUUUAACAAAAUUCUGAGCAUGAAACUUAAAUCUUUCAACGAUUAUCUGGAUUCCUGAUUUUUCCAAACAAUUCAGAUGCAGACCACCAAAUACUUGCACUUAAAGAAAAAGGGGCUUCCCUGGGUGGGAGCGCACUACUCCUGCCUCCUAGAUGAGUACUUCAGAGGGAAGAACACGGUAGAUGGGAAGAACAGAAAACAUGUUCGGAAAAAGGCAGCCAACCUCGUCCAGAAAAUGUUCAACAAACAAAGUUACAGAUCGGAAAUUGAAAAGGUGAAAUCUGGAUUCGGCACCAAAUUUGUCAGUCUCAUGGAUAAGGUAUCUUUUCUGAAGAAGGACAAGAGAUAUAAUAAAAAUGACCAUGACUUGUCCAGCUUCAGUAAUCUUGAUAAAGCACAUAAUCACCGCCAGGAUUACACCUCAAUGGUGGAGUCUUCAGAGCUUAAUACCAACCAAAAAGAGGAAGCCGAGGGAGACUCUGAAACUAACAAGCAAAGGAGCAGCCAAGAUGAAGCCGAAGGAGAAUCAGAAUCUGGCGACCAAUACGAUAAUUCUGAGGAAGAUGAUGAAGCUAGUAAUGACGACCUCCAAUCUUCUCUCUUCGCUGAUCAAUCCCUCAAUGAAGAGAAUAUUGAUAACUCAUAUGACAGAAAGAAAAACCAAAGAAAUAAUGCGAGCCAUCCAAAGCUGCUUUCUCUGGUCAAGAACUACACUGAAAAGACAAAGGGUCCCCAAGGUGAACUCAACGAACACCAUGAACACAUUGAAGGAGUCAAGAAGAAGGAGAGGGAAGAGCAUCAGAUAGAAACCCUGAAGCAAGAAAGAAGAGUCCUUGACCAAAAAGAAGCCAAAGAAUACAGGCUCCCCAGAGUCAAUAUCGAAGCCAUCGAGUUUGGCUGGAUCCUUAAUGAUAACGAAGGCACACAGUUCCUGAAAGAGCUUUGUAAGAGUGAAGGAACGGACCUUUUUGAUCUUAGAAUUAUUCGUCUGAUCUUAUUGUUCCUCUGGGAACAUUAUUCCAAAAGACUGAACUUAUUGUUACUUUUGCCCUCAUUUAUCUAUUUAGUCCUCUUCGUGCUAUAUUCAACAUGGAUCCACAACAACAAGAUUGAGGAAGAGAGAAAAGGUGGGGCCUAUCAUGUCACAAAUUUGUGAAUGGUUAUUUUCCUCCUUAUACUUACAGUCUACUUCAUCAUAAUAGAAUGUUUUCAUUUCUGAUACCACAGACUAGAUUAUUUCCUACUAUCAUGGAAGCUACAAGCUUGGAUGACCUACAAUUUAACCAUAGCGAGUGUAGUAUGUGAUCUUUGGGAAGUUAGGGAGAGGACGUUGAUCCCAAUAUUUGCAAUUUGAAUCCUGAAUCAUUACCUCCGCUUGUUGUACUACGUAAAAUUCUCCGUCAGGAAUGCAUACCUAUCUAAGAUGAUUAUCCAAGUGACUACAGAUAGCAGAUACUUCCUGCUAGUGUUUAUAAUCUCUAUAAUGGGGUUCGCCAAUGCUUUCUGGAUCAUCCAAGGGAAUGAAGACAGGUUCACUGGUGGUACAAUCCCAUUGGCAUUCGUGUACUCAUACAGAACCGGCAUCGGAGAUUUUGAUACUGAUGGAUAUGAUGGAGGGUAUGAAGUACUUAUAUGGUUGAUCUGGUUUGCCUCGACUUUCUUCAACCUCAUAAUUCUCCUCAAUAUGUUGAUCGCCAUCAUGGGUGACACAUUCGGAAAGAUCCAAGAAACUGCUGAAAGCAAUACUUACAGAAGUCUCUGUGAAAUCAUGGUCGAAAAUGAGAUUUUAGUCAGCAGACAAGCAAUCUUUGGCAAGAAGAAAUACAUUAUCAUUGUGACAGAAGAGAAAGCUGAAGACGACCAGAAAGCAUGGGAGGGUAACUUUGGCCAAGUCAAGAACCAUGUAGCUGAAAUGAUUAAAAGAGAUAACAGCUCACUCAAUAAUAUCUUCUCAAGGAUUAAGCUCAAGCUUGAUUUCCUGAUCAACAAAACUUCUGAAAAGCUCACUGGGAAGUUCGAGAGGAGGAUAGACAGGUGAAAUCAUGAGUUGACUCUUCUUGAGUCACACAUCAAAGAUCAUCAAGACUUGUAUAACCACAUUCAGAGAUUAGCUGCAUCAAGAUAAAAAAAUUAAUUUUGA